Messenger RNA from Coccinella septempunctata (seven-spotted ladybird), 4373 nucleotides. RefSeq names its product xanthine dehydrogenase (gene ry). Bases 100 to 4251 code for a protein of 1383 amino acids. The transcript is spliced from 12 exons. The record is from RefSeq and is a predicted model, not a curated record. Gene Ontology annotation, molecular function: FAD binding; 2 iron, 2 sulfur cluster binding; iron ion binding. Lineage: Eukaryota; Metazoa; Arthropoda; Insecta; Coleoptera; Coccinellidae.
UUAUAUGGAGUGUAUCAGAGAAAUAAAAUCAUAUUGUGGGAUACUGUGAGAAAGUUCAGUCAUUUUAAUCUCGGUGUUUAUAUAUGCAUCAUCCAGAAGAUGAUUGAUCAAUUUAAGGGGGUCAGUACCUUGGUUUUCUUCGUAAAUGGAAAGAAGGUGGAGGAUCGUAAUGUGGAUCCUGAAUGGACUCUACUUUAUUAUUUGAGGAAUAAAAUAGGUUUAUGUGGUACGAAACUUGGAUGUGGAGAAGGAGGAUGUGGUGCCUGUACCGUUAUGGUGUCCAGAUAUGACAGGAAGAAGAAGAAAGAAAUACAUUUACCAGUUAAUGCGUGUCUGGCUCCAGUAUGCUCAAUGCACGGAUUAGCAGUAACCACCGUAGAAGGUAUAGGAUCGACAAAAACGAGGCUACAUGCAGUACAAGAAAGAAUUGCAAAGGCACAUGGAUCCCAAUGUGGCUUCUGCACACCUGGUAUAGUUAUGUCCAUGUACACUCUCCUCAGGAACAACCCGACACCCAAAAUGAGUGAUCUGGAAAUAGCCUUCCAGGGCAACUUAUGCAGAUGCACCGGUUACAGGCCCAUCAUCGAAGGUUUCAGAACAUUCACAGAAGAAUGGGAGAGGGCGCAAGGAGCAUCCAAAAUAUCAGAAUCGAAUGGUAAAGUUUGUGGUAUGGGGGACAAAUGUUGCAGGCUUCAGAAUGGAAAUGGUUGUUCUUCCAAUGGAAUCACCAACGGAACUGUCACAAAUGGUCACUCCAAUUCUGAUGUGGAUAAUGGCGAAUCAAAAACGAAUGGAUACCAUGAUGAGCAUCACAAAGAUGUUUCGAAUGAUCUCUUAUAUAGACCGAAUGAAUUUGUUCCUUACCACCCAACCCAAGAACCUAUAUUUCCCCCCGAACUCAAAUUGUCAGAUAAAUACGACAAGGAAUUUUUGCUCAUUCAAGGAAAGGAUUGCACAUGGUAUCGUCCAACGAGACUAGAGGAACUUCUACUUCUUAAAUCCAAGUUUCCAACAGCUAAGAUCGUCGUGGGCAAUACUGAAAUAGGCGUAGAGAUGAAAUUCAAGAACAUGGUCUAUCCAGUUUUAAUUCAACCGAACCUAAUCGAAGAAUUGAUUGAAAUUAAAAGCGUUGAAAGUGGAGUAAGAGUUGGUGCUGGAGCAACUCUGAUGGAUAUUGAAUCAUACUUGAGGAAACAAAUCGAAUGUUUGCCCAAAGAAAAGACUAGACUUUUUUCUACUGUAGUCAAAAUGCUGAAAUUUUUUGCUGGAAAACAGAUAAGAAGUGUCGGAUCACUGGGAAGUAAUAUAAUGACAGGCAGUCCUAUUUCUGAUAUGAUCCCAGUAAUGAUGGCUGCAAAUGUGACUUUACAACUGCAAAGUUUGAACAAAACAAGAACUGUUCACUUGAACAAUCAUUUUUUUACCGGUUAUCGCAAAUCGAUUGUUAAUCCAGAUGAGGUUCUUGUAUCGAUAACUAUUCCGUAUUCGAAAACCGACCAAUACUUUUAUGCCCACAAACAGGCUAGACGUCGAGAAGAUGACAUUGCCAUUGUUAAUAUGUGUAUGAACGUUACCUUUCAAGGAAAAACGAAUAUUAUAUCAGACUUAUCAGUGGCGUUCGGUGGGAUGUCUUUCAAGACUUUGAUGGCAGUCCAAACAGCCAAACAUUUGAAAGGCCUGUUAUGGAAUAAGCAAACUCUGGAAAUAGCUUUCAAGCAUUUGCUAGAGGACCUGCCCCUAGACCCUGGAGCUCCAGGAGGUAUGAUCAGGUACAGAAGAUCUUUGACGCUCAGUUUGUUCUUUAAAGGAUUUCUGAGUGUAUCCAGGCAGCUUCAAGAUAUAGUACCAUGGGUAGAAUUACUCCCUAGCGAAUUGAGUGCUACUGAAGACUUCGAUACAGAGGAUUUUAAAAGUUCCCAAUACUUCCAAGUUGUUCCUAAUACUGAUGAUGAGUGUAACGCGCUGCGCAAGCCAAUCGUUCAUAAUUCGGCUUUCAAGCAAGCCACAGGUGAAGCCGUAUACUGUGAUGACAUGCCAAAAUUACACAAUGAACUUUACAUGGCUUUCGUACUGAGUACUGAGCCAAAUGCAAUAAUAACGUCUAUCGAUAUAUCUGCAGCUCUUGAAAUGGAGGGUGUUCACGGAUUUUUUUCUGCCAAAGAUAUAGCCAAGGAAAAAUUAUAUGUAGGCACUAUUGUUCACGAUGAAAAAGUAUUUUACACCGACGAAGUAACUAGUCAAGGACAAAUUAUUGGAGCUAUUGUUGCUGAAGAUCAGAACUUAGCUAGGAAAGCUACCAAGAAAGUGAAGAUUACAUACGAAAAAAGGCAACCAGUUAUAUUAACUAUAGAUGAUGCCAUUAAGCACAAUUCGUAUUUAAGCACCAUUCCACAUAAAUCCAUCAGGAAAGGUGAUGUUGAACGAGUAUUUGCUGAUGCACCUCAUGUUCUAGAAGGGGAAUGUAAGAUGGGAGGACAAGAACAUUUUUAUUUAGAAACCCAGGCUGUGAUAGCAAUUCCAAAAAUGGAAGACAAUGAGAUGGAAAUUCAUAGCUCCACACAAAAUCCGACAGAAUUAUGUAAACUUGUUGCUUUUGUGUUGGGAAUACCACAAAACAAGGUGGUUGCUAAAGUAAAGAGACUUGGUGGUGGUUUUGGAGGAAAAGAGUCAAAGUCCUGUCUAAUUGGCAUCCCUGCCGCCAUUGCAGCAUCCAAAUUGAAGCGUCCCGUUAGAACAAUGUUGGACAGAGAUGAAGAUAUAAUAAUGACUGGGGGUCGACAUCCUUUCCAAAUGAAAUAUAAGGUGGCUUUCGAUGACUGUGGCAAGAUUCUUGGGUGUAAAAUCAAGAUAUACUGUAACGCAGGAUAUUCCAUGGAUCUCAGCCCUUCGUUACUUGAACGAGCCAUGACCCACUUCGAAAACGCUUAUUACAUACCAGUGGCUCACGUGGAAGGUUAUGUGUGCAAGACUAAUCUGCCUUCGAACACAGCCUUCAGAGGUUUUGGUGGUCCCCAAGGCAUGUAUGUUGGCGAAACAAUCAUAAGAGAGAUUGCAGAUUUUCUUCAUAAAGAUGUUGUGGAGUUGAGCGAGCUGAACCUCUACAAAGAAGGAGAUCUGACACAUUAUAACAUGAAACUGGUCAAUUGCGCCGUUCGGAGGUGUUGGACUGAAUGUUUGAGCUCAUCUAACUACCAUUCUAGAAGAAAAGAAGUUGAUUUAUUCAACAAGAGGAAUCUUUAUAAGAAACGAGGACUGAGUGUAAUACCGACCAAGUUCGGGAUCGCAUUCACUGCCACAUUCUUGAAUCAGGGUGGUGCUUUGGUACUGGUCUAUACCGAUGGGUCAGUACUCAUAACUCAUGGAGGAGUCGAAAUGGGCCAAGGUCUUUACAUCAAAACCCUACAAGUUGCAAGCAGUGCUCUGGGUAUACCAGUAACGGAUAUUCACAUAAGUGAAACUAGUACUGAUAAAGUUCCUAACACGUCGCCAACUGCAGCAAGUACAGGAUCUGACCUAAAUGGAAUGGCUGUUCUGGAAGCCUGUAGAACUAUAACCCAAAGACUGGAACCAUACAAAAAGGCUAAUCCGAAUGGGACAUGGAAAGAAUGGGUCAGCAAAGCUUACUACGACAGGGUGUGUUUGUCAGCGGUGGGAUUUUGUAAGACUCCGGACAUAGGCUACGACUGGGACAAGGGUGAAGGGAAUUUGUUCAAUUAUUUCACCUACGGAACGGCAUGUUCAGAAGUAGAAAUUGAUACGCUGACUGGCGACCAUCAGGUCGUGAGAACUGAUAUUGUUAUGGACUUGGGGGAAAGUAUAAAUCCAGCAAUUGAUAUUGGACAAAUUGAGGGUGCUUUCAUGCAGGGAUACGGUCUGUUCGUUCUGGAGGAGAUGGUUUAUUCGCCAUCGGGUAUGACUUUCACAAGAGGCCCUGGAACAUACAAGAUACCAGGUUUUGGAGAUAUUCCUAGAGAGUUUCACGUUUCUCUAUUAAAGGGCAGUACGAAUCCCAGAGCCGUGUACUCAUCGAAGGCUGUUGGAGAGCCACCACUAUUUUUGGCUAGCUCAGUUUUCUUUGCUAUAAAAGAUGCAAUUAAAGCAGCAAGGAUUGCGAACGGCUUCUCGGCAUCUUUCAAACUGAAUUCUCCAGCUACUGCAGCUAAAAUACGAAUGGCUUGCGAGGACAAUAUCACUUCGAAGCUCAAAUUACCUGAUCCUGGAUCGUUCAAACCUUGGAAUAUCGAAGUAUAAACCAUGGAUAGAUCGGUAGGAACCCAACGUCGAAUUUUUUAUAUUAAAAAGUAUGAAUACCUGCUAUUUUCUCUCGAGAAAGAAUGGACAUUUUAUACGAAAUUAUAUUAUUAAUUAGUUCA